GGAUCGUAGUAGUAGUGCGUUUUGACACGUGCUCGCUGCGAGAACUCUCGUGACCCGAAGAAAUUCAAGCUUCACGGCUAUGAGAAAAAGUGUAUGUCAAAAAUAAUACCUGGCGAAACGUCAAAUACUGUUAAAUUUGGAAGUUGCAUUCGAAUAUGAUUUUGUGCGUGCAGACAAAUUGAAAAUUUAAACUAGGUAUAUCCGCAAGAGUGCGACGCGUGCGCAAACAAGGAGUACUUAAAAAUACAAACACAAAUAUCGCGAUGGCCGGAGAACGAUGAGGCCCUGAGCGCUCUCUGUGCCGGGUAUUACGGCCGCAGGGCCCCCAACCAGGCCCAGUCAGGUUCACGCUCCCCAAGUCCGAGGCCCGAGCCGACCCGACUGGCCUCACGGUUCGACACCAGCCAACUCGGUUGUCAACACGCGAGCCAGCCGCCUCAGGAUGAGCAAGCUGUCGUUCAGGGCCCGCGCCCUGGACGCUUCCAAGCCCAUGCCGAUUUACAUGGCCGAAGAAUUGCCGGAUCUGCCAGAUUAUUCGGCCAUUAAUCGUGCUGUGCCCCAAAUGCCCAGCGGCAUGGAAAAGGAGGAGGAAUGUGAACAUCACUUGCAAAGAGCAAUAUGCACAGGUCUAAUCAUUCCUACCCCAGAAGUAACUGAUUUGACAGAUGUAGAAGCUUAUGAUAAGAUCUAUCCAGCUGAUUAUAAGCUGCCUCGUCAGCUUAUACAUAUGCAACCUUUUGCAAUGGAGCAAGAUAUUCCAGAUUAUGAUAUGGAUUCAGAGGAUGAAAAAUGGGUUGCAGUACAAAGUCGUAAGAUGGACUUAACUCCUCUUCAAUUUGAAGAAAUGAUGGAUCGUUUGGAGAAAAGUUCAGGGCAAACUGUAGUCACUCUAAAUGAAGCUAAAGCUCUUCUAAAGGAGGAUGACGAUUUAAUUAUUGCCGUUUUUGAUUACUGGUUGAAUAAACGUCUUAAAACACAACACCCCCUUUUAUUAUCAGUAAAAACAGAGCAUCGGUUUGGUUCGGCUGCCAAUAAUCCUUAUUUAGCAUUUAGACGUAGAACCGAAAAAAUGCAAACACGUAAAAAUCGUAAAAAUGAUGAAACUAGUUACGAAAAAAUGCUGAAGCUCCGUAGAGAUCUUAGUAGAGCAGUUACUCUUCUUGAAAUGGUUAAAAGAAGGGAAAAAACCAAACGAGAACAUUUACAUCUUACAAUCGAAGUUUAUGAAAAAAGAUAUCAGGCACAGGACUUCAAUGGACAAAUAUUAGCGGAAGUAUCAGCGUUGAAGACACCGAGGCCAGCUUUUGCUCCACUAUUUACAAAUCAAUUUGGUGUUCAUCAAAAUUGGGCGAAUAAAGUUUGUAGUAAAGACGAAGUAGUACCCAGGAAAGAAAAAAGACAAUACAAGAAACGGAAACAUAAAACUGACAGUAGAGGGGGAAGUUUGGACGAUAGCGGAGUACGUGGUGGAACAGGUAGCGGUGGUGGUCGGGGAAGUCGGCCUGGUGUUCUUGGAGGCGGGCUGGACCCGCUAAUGAGCUCAGACGAAGAUAGUCCACUUCCAUCUCACUCGCAUUCUCAGCCCUCGGUCUCCUCGGAUCGCGACGAUGAAGACACCGCUGAUGAGGGUCAAUUUGCUUUCCGACGGAAUAGAAAUAGCACUUAUUUACCACCUGUAUCAGGUGGAUUUGGAAAUUGGCCUUGGUGUGAUAAAAGCGAAGGGGGCUUGGCCGAUAAGAAGUAUAGGUUUGCGCUGACCAGCAUUAGCAAACCAGUACCACGGUGUAUUGGUUUUGCACGACGACGAGUUGGUCGGGGUGGCAGAGUAAUAUUGGACCGUUGUGCGACCGAUAUGGAUGAAAUGUGGUCUUCUUUAGACUUCACGAUACAUCAACCGAAACGAGAACCAGUGGAUUCUGACAUAACUACCGCAUCAACUCCAGUUAAAAAAGAAUGGUUACAUUUCCGACCAAAGACUCCGCCUGUGUCAGUGUAUAGUCCAAGCGAAGAAAGUAGCGAUACGGACUCGGAUUUAGAGCAAACGUCGUCUCAACCGAAACCGCUUCCGUACCCGUUCCCACCAGAGGCAACGUCUAUCUGCGUGGAAGUAGAACCUGAACGGUCAGGAGAGGAGCCACCUUUCACGUCGGAAUUCAAUAUCGCAGAUUAUUUUUCGGUGGACACUUUGUCGGACUUCGACCUUGCUGUGGCGAGUAUCACCGGUAGUGCGUGCGUUAGUGGACUGUCAGACAAUAACUCUAGCGAUUCGCGGACAGACGAGCUGGGCAGUUCACAUUUCGUUGUGACUACUCUACCUAGCAGUCUUUUUGCACAGCCCGCGACACAACAGAGUCGGCCUCAGUGCAGUGGUAGUGGUUCUAGUGUUGUAAAUACUUCUACGAGUUCUACAAUCCCAUCGUCUUUCUCGUGUACGACCAAUCAACCGACUACUUCAAGUACGGUAUCUACGCAAUGUACAAGUACUGCUACCGAGACACAGUCGAAUCAAUCUAAGCAACAACACAGACAAUUUCCAAACAAUAGCAGUUCCGCCUCCAUUCUAUCUAAGUCCUUGACUAGUCCAACAAAUAAUAGGAAUGGCGGUAACUGCGGCAGUGGUAGUGCUGGAGUCAGAGUGUUCAGUGCGAGUACCACAGCUAGUGGAACGAUAACGAACUUCGGUAAUGGGCAUCAAAAUGGUCCAUUGCCACAUAUAAACAACUCUAAUAAUCUUUCAAAUAGCACUCAUGUCGUGAAUAAUCAGUCAACGAUAGUUCUGCCGCAAAAACAUCCGCCGUCCAAUCUGCUACCUGGCUUGAUCGCGCAGAGCAAAUUGGCGAGUCUUGCAAGGCAGCAACAACAGACGCAAAGUCAGACGCAACAAAUCCCAACGUCCGGGGAAAUUACGCUUAAUAGUAAUAGUGAAAAUUUGGAUAUGGAGGUGGAUGGAGUGGAAAAUGCAGCAUGCGACGGUAAGCCGCAGCAGCAGCAACUUGUUCGAGCAAACAAAACAAAUUCAUUAGCAAUGGAAGUGACAUGAUGCCUGCUAUCGGCACCCCUGUUGCCGCCAAUACGUCACUGGGGGCUUCGUUAAUUUUACCUUGCCUAUGUCUGUCUGACUUCGGAGACUGGACAAGUACUACGUGCUUGUUGAUACAAAAUAUUAAAAAAAAAAAAAAGCGGUACGGCUAGAUUCGAUUGCAGAAAUGCUCUGAUUAGUUGCCUGUGGUGGCGAUGACGACGGAUUAGUGUCGAUUCCAUUGCAAGUAUCAAGUUAUCUUGAUUACAAGACGAUUGUGCUUUAAUUUAUUUUUCUAAGUUGUUUGUUUCCUUGCUCAUUGAACAACCACUUCACUUUCUUUAGUACAUUAAAUUGAUACUAGCUUUUGGCUAACGUUAUUACUCUUUUCUUGAUAAAAAUUAAUUCUUUAAAAGGAUGUAAUAAGUAAAUAUUGAAAUGAUAACGUGGGAUAUUAUCUAUUACCUAAAAAAGAAGAAGAAAAAAAAAAAAAAUUAAAAGGAUAAAAUUUUGUUCAGCGCAAGGGAACUUUUAUACUUGACAAAAUUAUCAUUGAUUCUAAUAUACUGAAAACUCGGCAGAACUCCUUUGUCAUUUUUUACUCAUAUGUAAGUAAUAAUACUUGAACAUCUCUAGUGCAAUUAUUAUCUUCAUAACGCAAGCUUCCUCAAACACAGCGUUGAUUAUUUUAUUGCGAAUUACAGUCUUUUCUAAAAUUUGGAGUUUAUCAAAACACAAUAUUUCUGGCUGUACAUUCACGAUUGUAAAGUUGAUUUAAAAGAUAUAUGCUAAGUAUAAUUGCUUUCUAUGAAAAAUGUACAUAAGCGUCUUAUAAAUAUUUUAAUAAUUAUAUUGUGUUGCCUAUUUCAGUGACCUCAGAGUAGAAUAUUUUGAUUAUUUCAUAAUGUAUAUAAAUUCAGUUUAAUUGUAAUAAAAUGUUUAAUUUACUUCUUAUUACAAAGUAAUAAUAUGUUAAAGGCUUUCAGGCUGUGAAAUAAUCAAACUAUCAUUAAUGAUAAUUUUCUUUGAAUUAGCAUUAAAAUUAUACAAAUAAUAAAGAAUCUUUUAAUAAUUUCAUUGAUCACUGAACUAUGCAUUUUUAUUUUAGUAGUGCAUAAUGAAUCAGCCCUUAUACGAGUACAUGGAACUGUAGCAUUUAAAUUUAGAUUCUGAUGUUGUGUUUAGGAAGCUUGCAUUAUAAAAAUUUAUAUUAUAAACUGACAAAUUCAUGACAUUAUGUUAGGAUUUAUGAUAUUUGCAAGAAACGUAUUCAAAUUUUUAAGCCUUUCACUUUAAUGGAUACAAACCAUGGAAAUAAUAACGGUUGAUUAAUUCAUUUGCCAUACAAAAUAUGAAACAGUCAGUCUUUUCCUUUUGUACAACAAAUGGAUGUACCAUAAAAGUAUCUCAUUAUUUUAAUACUUUGUAGCAGGGUUACAGUAACGAACACGAAUUCCUUAUGAUCAAUCGACACAGCAUAUACAAGUUAGAACAAAAGCUAAAUCUAUGUUUAAGCUUUAAAUAAACAACUUAAAUCCCUGCUUAGAACAGAUAAAUAUUACAUUAAAAAAUGAUGCUACCACUAAAAGAAAAGUUAUUUGUUCGGUUGUACUUUUAUGAUUUAUUGUAGUCAAAUCGUUUGUGAAAUCGAUUGGUACAGCUAUAGAAAAACCGCGAUCAAAGGUAUUUUUGCACACUUUCUCGCAUAUAUGUAGUUCAUAUGUUUUAUUACACAAUCUUACUGAUAAAUUUCGAUUACUUUUAAAAAAGACCAACACUGAAAUAUUAACGGAAUCUGCGCACAUUUUUUACGUGCGUUAUUCUCUUCCUCUUAGUCUUUCUAUAUUAUUGUCUCCCAUUCCAUAUCAAUAUUAAGAACAUAGUAAUAUAACAUAAGAAUUGAACAAAAAAGUAAGUUGGCAAAAAAAAAAAAUGGACAAUAUUGUAAUUUGAAAAUCAGUAAAAUGGAAAAAGUAAAUUUUUCUUUAAUGCAAUCACGUAUUUCAUAUUUCUGUGUGGCUAAUAGAAGCUGUGCAUGUAUAAAAAUAAAUGAAGAAUAGUUAUUCGAAAUAGACUCUCAGAUGUAUGAGUUUUAAACUGACGAAAUUUAAGAGUAUCUGUCACAUAAUUUUUUAUAAUUCUUUAGAACAGGUUUCAGUUAUCUGUUAUUCAGUUAAAAUUCGUAGGCACUGAUCGAGAUAAAUAUCCUAGGCAUUUGGAUCGAAGAUUUAUAAUUUAAAUUGUAUUAUAAAUGGUAAUGGCAAAGUGUUUCGGAUAGUCAUUGAUUUUCGGGACUUGAAGCACAGAAAUUUCUUUCGAGCAUGCAAUAAGAAAGCUUUUUUCGCGAGCCGUAACGCGAAAUCAAGAAAGAAAUAAAAUUAAUGGUGCAAAUAUUGCAAAUUCUAGGAAGACUUCAUGAAAUCAUAAUAAGAAAGAAAGAAACAAACAAACAAAAAAGAUAUAUUGUACAUAUAAAAAUAAUUACGCUUAUUGUAUCUCUUACUUUUAGGUAAUUAACUAAAAAAUAACUGUAAUUAAUGUUGUUGUGGUAGGCGCACAGCGAUGUGUAUGAAAAUUUAUGAAUUCGGGACGAUUUUAGAGGAGGAGUAAUAAAGAAAUUUUAUCCUGGAUAGGACUUAUUAUUUUGUUAAGAACUUCACUCGCCUGUAUAUUAUAUAACAUUUUGUGAAAUCUAAUUUCUGCCACAUUUGUACAUAUUUUAGAUAUCUGAUUAUUUCUCUCGUUUUUCUCAAAUUCACCGUUGUGCGUGAAAUGUUUUCUCAUUAAAAAUAAAACAAAAAAAAAUGUAUUCACGCACUUGGGAUUACGCUUUGGGAUAUUUGCUUUUCAUUCUUGUUUUUUCUUUUGUAUUCAUUUUUUUGAUUUUCUUCAUACAAUUCAACUGCAUUACAAGAAAAAAGAAAAAAAAAAAGAAAAAAGAUCUUCCGCCAUACAUAUGAUUUUGAGAAGAACGAGCGAUAUGCGGAAAUAAUUUCCAAGAAUGUACUUGUAAAAACCAUUUGUUUAUUUUAGUUGGAACGCUUUAAACGAAAUAUAGUGGUACAUGGAUUUUUAUAUAAAAAUUUAUUAAUGUUAAAAAUAUUGACCCAAUAGCCACUUUACAAAUAAAACGUCGAAAAUCUUCAAAGUUUGAUCGCUCCAACCAAAGACUGAGUUCGCUUUACAUUUUCUGAUUUGGCAAACACGAAAUUCCACUGACAGAAAGGCCGAUAUCGUAUAUUUUGUCAUUGAUUUAUUUACUGUGAGUAAACUAACGGUAGUUAGAGUAUUACUUAGCAAUAUUCGCAAAAUGUUUGAUUAUUUAAAGAGAGUUUUAGUAAUUUAUGUAGUUAGCUGAUGAGAUUAUAAGAAAAAAAGAAAAGAAAGAAAUUCGGUCAAAUUUGAAUCGUGAGGACUUCGUGUUUACCUAAUUCGUUGCAUUCGUGGAAAACAAUACUGUAUCAUGUAAGUAGAAGUAAGCCGAAUCAAUGCAACUAUUUAGAGCGAUCGAACAAGACCUAUUAAUCGUUUCGUGUAAAAGAAAAAAA
This is a messenger RNA of Osmia lignaria (orchard mason bee), 6567 nucleotides long. RefSeq names its product Enhancer of Polycomb (gene E(Pc)). The record is from RefSeq and is a predicted model, not a curated record. Gene Ontology annotation, cellular component: NuA4 histone acetyltransferase complex. NCBI's taxonomy places the organism in Eukaryota, Metazoa, Arthropoda, Insecta, Hymenoptera, Megachilidae. Gene Ontology annotation, biological process: regulation of transcription by RNA polymerase II.